This is a messenger RNA of Cladophialophora bantiana CBS 173.52, 1833 nucleotides long. RefSeq lists its product as uncharacterized. Lineage: Eukaryota; Fungi; Ascomycota; Eurotiomycetes; Chaetothyriales; Herpotrichiellaceae. The coding region runs from base 1 to 1833 and encodes 610 amino acids. The record is from RefSeq and is a predicted model, not a curated record. Gene Ontology annotation, molecular function: magnesium ion binding; holo-[acyl-carrier-protein] synthase activity. The transcript has a single exon. Gene Ontology annotation, cellular component: cytosol.
AUGUCGCCUCAAUGCCCCGAGAACUUCAUCACCACCAUCAACCGGUGGUACAUCGACACCAGGCCCUAUGUCCCCCAGCCGCACAAUCCCAAAUCUCUCCACUCCCUCCCGUUGUUCUCAACUCUCCAGCGUUCCGAUCAAGAGGCCAUCACCCGCUUUAUUCGGCCCGCGGACCGCUUCAUGUCCCUUGCAAGCGCCUUGCUCAAGUAUACCUUCAUCCACCGGCGCGCAAAGAUCCCCUGGUCCGAAGUCCAGAUCUCACGGACCCCAGCUCCUCAUCGACGCCCGUAUUGGGAACCGCCCGAAAACUGGUCCACCACUGAUAUAUACGACGACGGCGACCCCGACUCCGAAGAGUCCUGCCACAUAAGAGGUCUCGAAUUUAAUGUCUCUCAUCAAGCCGGCCUCGUCGCCAUCAUUGGCUGCUCUACGCCCAACCCCCAGCUUCCUUCAUCCGUCGUUCCGAAUCCAACCCCACUUUCUCCCACAGUGCUAGAUUCUCUCGCACAAAUCGAUCUCACCGGCCACCCGACAUGCACGGCCUUUGAUCAUCCCGAUCUGGUCCGUCUGGGGGUUGACAUCGCAUGCACAAACGAGGACAAGCGCACCCCCAAGGACCUCACCACGCAGUCCAAGUUCGACGAGUGGAUCGAGAUCUUUGCCGAGAUGUUCUCCGACCGUGAGCGACGUCACAUGCGUCAAAUGCCAAUCCAUGUCCCCGUCAAAGAGCGCGAGGAAGGAGAGUGGGCUAGUGAAUCGAGUUCUUCGUCGUCAGCUUCCUCUCCCACAGACGGGCCGGGUACCGGUGGCAAUACGAAAUUCUUCCAGAAUCACGAGGCCAAGAUCAUCAAUAUGAAGUUGCGUCGAUUUUACGCAUAUUGGAGUCUCAAGGAGGCGUAUAUCAAGAUGGUGGGCGAGGGACUGCUGGCGAGCUGGUUAAGAGAACUCGAGUUCCUCGAUGUUCAUGCUCCACCACCUCCCCCAUUGCCCAAGGAAAAUCACCAGCCAUCCACGGGCUCGAACUACCAGCCAAAGAACAGCAGAAACACUCACAACAUUAUAGAGUCACAAGGCAUGCCCCUUCCUGCGUCCGCCGAUAUCUACGCACAUCGGAAAUCCCCGGCGAACAUCCUUUCCUUGGCCCCGGUCGAGUCCUCCAUUUCCAGCCACGGUGCCGCAGGAGGAGCCAUAGACAUGGUCACAAAGCGCGAAUCCGCAGAGGGUGUUCCGCCGCCUCCCUCCCCGUCAUCAUCCGACCUGCCCCGUCGAAAAGCCUCGAUCCCGGCCGCCGACAUGUACGCGCAGAGAAAACCAUCCCUCUCCUCCCCGACAGACGGCAGCGGUAGACCCAGAAAACUCUCCAUUCCCGCCAAUUCCACAGUCCGGUCUCAAGCCGCUCACGCUCACACCCGCAACCGACCCUCACAUGACUACCUCUCCCCGUUCCCAGACUCACCGAGCACACCUUCUCUUCUCGAACCGCCUCUCCCAGCGCCCUCAUCUCCAAGCGGCCGUAGCGCCGCCGGCGGAGGCCACCAUCCCUCGCCGGUGGAGAUCGCGAAAUGGACACCCCCCGACAAGGCCGAGCGGGGCAUGACCACGCUGCUCCGCGGCAGGAGGGUCGAAGACGUCCAGAUCGAGCUCGUGGCGUAUGACACGGACUUCAUGGUCGCGACGGCCAUAAGGGGCGUCAGGGAGCGGCGCAUUGUGAGUGGCGAUGGCGAUGGCAGUGCUGCUCCUGGCUGGGGCGAGGGUAGUGGGUGGUGGUUGCGUCUGGAUGUCGAACAGGAUAUUAGACCUUGUGCCGAGGGCUGGUGCGAUUGUCUUGACUAG